UAGUCUGGAUGUCGUCAUAUGCGAGAUGGUUCUGUGGACCGAGUGGAUAUUAUGAAACAAAAUAAAUACAAAAUCGAAUGUUUCGCGUAAGAAAUUAUAAUUAUCUUUUGCACGUCGAUGGACCCAAUCGCCAACUGAACAUCAUUCGCUGUAAAUCGAAUUCGCGGAUUUAUCUUUUUUUAAUAUAAUUGAUCGGUGAUUGUCUCACUCCCUCUAAUUAACAAACGCCUUGUGGCUAUGACUACGGAUUUACUAUCUGAUUUGGAUAGUCGUUUCUUCGCUGAUAACCUUCUGACAAGCGAGGAUUGGGAUGCCUGUCUGUACCAGUGUGAGAGCAUGGAGGAGGGAGAGGACGGAGAGUACACGAGAGGGCCGAAAUAUGAAACAUCGUUUGACAACGAUCUCGUGCUGACCCUUGAUCCUGACAAUCCCACGUCGCCAUGGAGACACCUGGACGACAACCUUCUCACAGGGGACGUUCCCGUAUUGAAAGAUGAAAUGACGAUAACGCAGCCUUUGCCAGUGGACAUGUUGUUCCGGGUGAAGGCGGAGCCUCCCUCCCCUGCCUCCUCGCUGGCCUCCGACUGCUCCCUGACCUCACUCCCAGACUCACAGAUCACAGUGAAAGGAGAGAACCCGCCCACGCCUCCUUAUAUGUUUGGAGAUGUGCUGGCACCACCACUUGGCACAUUUGAAGUCACGGUGGCCUCUGCACAACUGGCCCGACCACAGUCCAAACUGCCGCCUCAGCAACACCAAACAGCAACCCACAAUGGCAUGGACACACAGGCACAGGCCACAGUCCACCCCACUGCGGCCACGAUCAAAGCCAGUACCAUCCUGAGCAGUAAGCCUCUCAUCCAGCCCAGGCCUGUGUGUGUAGCGGCUCUCCCCGUCUCCCAGGCUCCCAGUCCGGCCAAGGCCCUCAUACUGCACAGCCUGCCUAGCAGGGACCAGAGCAGGCCUGUGGUGCUUUCCCAGUCAGUCUGUCUGGGGUCCGCGCCAGCCAUCGUCAAAAUGGAGCCCGUCUCCCCCACCAUGCCUCACUGCCAUAGCCCCACGGCCCCAUUCCCCAGCAAACCCAUAGUCCCGGCGUCCUCUCUGCCAGGGAGCAACUGCAACGGCAUGGAUGUGAGUGUCUGUCAGUCGCAUGUCAGUCAGUCAGUGAGUAGUUCUCUUUCACGCUCUUCUUCAACCGCUGCCUUACCCCGGGCUUCACUGUCAGAUCACACGCCCAGUUCUGCCGUGAUUAACUGUCAUGCGCUCUCCCCUCCGACCGGGUCUCAGAUGAAGGUGAUGAAGAGGCAGCAGCGGAUGAUCAAGAACCGGGAGUCGGCGUGCCAGUCACGCAAGAAGAAGAAGGAGUACCUGCAGAACCUGGAGGGCCAGCUGAGGGAGGCGCAGCAGGAGAACGAGCGCCUCCGCAAGGAGAACCAGGCCCUGAGGGAGAGGCUUGCCGGGAAAGAGGGCAGUGAAUCUGGUAACAACAAGAGGGCUGUCUGCGUCAUGGUAGUGCUACUGUUCAUGACCUUCAGUUUCGGCCCUGUCAGUAUCACAGACAGGAAGCUGGAGACGGGGUUACAGGAAGAGGUGGUCCCUCACACAGGAAGAAAUCUCCUGGAGUUUGAGACGGCUCGGGAACAUAGCAGAGUGGAGGAAAGGCUAGAUCCUGAGGAGGAGGGAGGAGAGGAUGGGUGGAAGGGAGGAGAGGUGGAGAGGGAAUCCACCGAUUCAUACCAGUUUAGGAACCUGAGUGACGUGUUCAGCGACGUGAAGGACCUGGUCCUGCAGGACAUCGACCGCUAUUUCACCUCCAAUGACUGCAGGCAGUUCAACCGCUCCGAGUCCCUCAGGCUGGCGGAUGAGCUGAGAGGAUGGGUCCACAGGCACCAGAUCGACAGGAAGAAGUCUGGAGGGAAGCCAAAGAUUGUGAAAAAAGCUAAAAUAGCGCAGAAAGCGCAGCUUAGGAAGACAAACAUCUCCAGAUAUCUUCCCAUUCAGACCCAUCGUUCCAUUGACAGUCAGAUACAAGUGUUCCCUGCUGGUCCAGAGAUCAGCUACAGUGACUUCAUGGACGCCAUCGACCGGCGUGAGGACACCUUCUACGUGGUCUCCUUCAGACGGGAUCACCUGCUGUUGCCAGCUAUCAGCCACAACAAGACCACACGGCCCAAAAUGUCUCUGGUGAUGCCAGCUAUGUCUGUCAACGAGAGUUUAUAUAAUAAAUCCCAGGGCUAUGAGAUGAUGAUGCAGGUGGAUUGUGAGGUCAUGGACACCCGGAUCAUCCCCAUCAAAGCCUCCGCUGUUCCCCCGUCCCUCCGCGACCCCCCUCCCGCUCCCCCCGCCCACCAUCACCACAGCAACCACACCUCCCUCCGAGGCCGCCACCAUCCCCACACCGGCGGAGCGGCGUCUCCACGGCAACCCUUACCUGCCAGGAGACAAGAGGCCGAGUAUUACAUCAGCCAGGGGGGUGGGGUUUGAGGUUAGUGAAGGUGAACAAAUGAGAGGGGGAUUGGAGGAGAAAGGAGAGGGUAGUGUGAAACGGGAAGGAGGGUAGUGUGAAACGGGAAGGAGGGUAGUGGGAAACGGGAAGGAGGGUAGUGGGAAACGGGAAGGAGGGUAGUGGGAAACGGGAAGGAGGGUAGUGGGAAACGGGAAGGAGGGUAGUGGGAAACGGGAAGGAGGGUAGUGGGAAACGGGAAGGAAGGUAGUGGGAAACGGGAAGGAGAGGGUAAUGGGAGAGUGAAUAAGGGAGAGUAGGAGGGUUGUAGGAGGCAAAUCUGUCGGAAUUAUGGAGGACAUCUGUACUAAUUGAAACAAAUGAUUAACAAUGAAGUUACGGUGCCACAAUGUUGAAACGUUGUCCCAGCAACUCAAAGCAAAUGUGUUUAUUCUACUGAAGACUCAAUAUAUUAAUAGACCAAUGAGUAAUACCCACUUCACAAACCUGAUCUGUUCACUAUAGAAAAAGUAAAAAAAAAGAUUUAAAAGGUUCACCAAUGGCUCCUAACUAAAUAAUUUCUUAAUAUAUACUUUUUGAAAACCUGCCCAAACAUAGACCUAGCAGUUCACUGCACUUAGACACAGCACAGAAUUAAUCACUGAAAUAUAUGCAGCUAAUGGUAGUGGACUGCUCAUGGUUUCAUUUGAGAACCAUUUUGUGUGGAGGUUCCGUUUUGUAUAUUUAGUGUUUAUCGCUCUCCAUUGAAAUUCCAUUCAAAGGGCUCCUGCAGAAAAUUCAGGUCAGAUGCUAGUCAGCUUGGAUUUGUUUUUUUGUUUGUUUCUUUUAUUAUGUCAAAUGUGUUUGGAUUUGAAUGAGGAGUAUUUAACUUGUGCUUAUUGGUUGUAAAUAUCAAUGGUAGCUUUUGAGAUAUUGUUGUUUUUUUCAAAUUUAUAGCUAUAUUUUGCUCUGUCCUCUAAACCUCAUCAUCUUAUGGGCACAAACCUUCCGUUCCUAUACUCCAGAAGUUAACACGUAAAGUACAUGGAUCGGCCUAAAUAUAUUUGCUUUGAAUGCAGACGACCACCUUGAUCAUACAGUGUGUUGUGUGUUUGUAUAUACUUGUCAUUUUUUUAUCACUUGCACAAAGUCUUGCAACAUCGAGCUUGAUCCACUGUAUCUCCAUGUAAUUAUGGAGAAUGGCAACAGAUUUGGUAGUACAGAAAAUAAAUAUAGGCUGUGUUAACAUCUGAAUACAUUCUCAAGGUCAUCAGCAAUAUAGCGAUGUUAAAUUACUGACACCUUAUCCAGAAUCAUCCAGGUACUCUGAAAUUCUAGAAUUGAUUGUGUUUCUUAUACACGGUAUAUGUAAUGUAAUUCUGUAAGCAUCGUUUUCAGUUGUAUUUGGGGGUUUUACCCCCCCAAAUGCAGUAAGCUUGAGUCUUCUGACCAAAAGUGGUUUCUGAGUCUACAAUGAGAUUUGAAGUCAUUUUCAUUAGUUGCAAACUCUGUCUGUGAACUCUCGCUAUGUUUCGUCUGUCAUGCUCUGCCUGAUUAACUGCACACUUCUUCAGCAAGUGUAUAUGUUUGAGAGAAUGCCGUUUUAUGGGAAUACCACCCAUUGUUUUUCAUUUUUAUAUAAAAAGUAUAAUUAUUCUUAUCAAAAGAAAUGAAAGAUAAAAAAAUGUACAUUUUUUUUAUGAAGCUGUACAAGUUAUGUGAGGGGGUUUUGAUCUCUUUUUAGUUGUAUUUCCAUUUCAGAACCCACUUUAGCCAACGGGAAUACAGGAACACAAUGCUACUAGUGAUAUGGUGGGGUGUUGGAUCCAAGACAUUCCCUUUUUGCAUGUACAUGUCAAUUCACUCUCUCACACAAACACACUCGCCACACACAUGCACAUUAUAUGUACACACACACGGCAAAACUUUAAGCAUGAAAAUUGGUGGUUGUAAUGGUAGCAAUGUACAUAUGGUCAAUGCCUCUUUUUUUUUUUUCUUAAAUGAAUUUCUAACUUUAAAAAUGAUCUUUCUCUGAUUUAUACGACAAGUUUGAACUGCUGCCUUUUUUGUUUGUAGAAAAUGAACAUUGAAUUUUAUAAAUAAAGCGAUUUUUAAAGUCA
Salvelinus namaycush (lake trout) is the source of this 4563-nucleotide messenger RNA. Its product is annotated as cyclic AMP-dependent transcription factor ATF-6 beta-like. Gene Ontology annotation, biological process: regulation of transcription by RNA polymerase II; endoplasmic reticulum unfolded protein response. The record is from RefSeq and is a predicted model, not a curated record. Gene Ontology annotation, molecular function: DNA-binding transcription factor activity, RNA polymerase II-specific; RNA polymerase II cis-regulatory region sequence-specific DNA binding. NCBI's taxonomy places the organism in Eukaryota, Metazoa, Chordata, Actinopteri, Salmoniformes, Salmonidae. The coding region runs from base 238 to 2484 and encodes 748 amino acids. Gene Ontology annotation, cellular component: nucleus. The transcript has 16 exons.